AUGUGAGCCAAAAUCUAAACAAACUGCAAUUUGCCCACACAUGACUGAGGCAGAGAAAGACAGGUGACUAGAAAUACUAAAACAAAACAAAACAAAAACAAAGGAGAAAAAAAGGAAAAGAAAAUACAUAUUUCUUCCCCCUACUUAAAGCUAGCUAAAAUAAAAUUUAAGGCAACCGAAAUAUGCAUCCAAUCUGUGUGAGAAGAGACCCCAGCAUCCCUACCUAUGGACUCCGACAGUCUAUAUUACUGAACACCAGGUUUCAGGACUGCUACGUGGAUUCACCAGCUCUCACCAACAUCUGGACGGCCAGAACAUGUGCAAAGCAGAGCAUCAAUGCCCCAGCAUCAGGUACGACUUCUUCUUGGGAAGUUGUAAAGAACCCAUUAAUUGCCAGUUCAUUCUCCCUAGUUAAGCUGGUACUGAGGCGACAACUGAAGGAUAAGUGCUGCCCAGUACCACGAAAGUUUGGAAAAACAAAAUCCGUGAAGAGGUUCAAGCCCAAGGACAAUUCAGCACUGAAAGUCACCCAGCGGGGCACAAUAAGAAACUCCAUCAGUCCCAAGAACAAGCGGCCAGUGGGGCAGUGGCUGGGCUCACCGAGGUGCAGGAGGCCUGCGGGAGGCAAGAACGAGAGUAAAGAAAGUUCAAAGGAGAAAAAAGUAACAGUCCGCCAAGAUCUUAAGAACAGAUAUGCUGAACCUGUGGCAGCUACCCAAGUGCCACCCCGGGACACUGGGACAGCAGCCUGGAAGGGCCUAGUGUUGCUUCCUGAAACCAGAAAGAUACAGUUGUCGGAUACGCUAACCAUUCACGGCCUCCCCACAGCCGGUUACCAGGCUCUGUACCACGCUGUGGUUGAGCCGAUGCUGUGGAAUCCUUCAGGAACCCCCAAGAGGUACAGUUUGGAGCUGGGCAAGACUAUUAAACAAAAGCUCUGGGAGGCUCUAUGCAGGCAGGCUGCUCCUCCUGAUCUUCAAAAGCACCUGUUGUCAGGUAAGAAGCGGCUGGAGGUCCACGAGGAGCCCGUGCUCAAAAAAGGGCCCAAGUUACAGAGCGAGAAAUAGAAUAGGAACUCACAGCACUACGUUAUUCUCUGCUGGAUGUCUGAGAAAUAAACAUCACUUUUCACCU
Messenger RNA from Talpa occidentalis (Iberian mole), 1134 nucleotides. It is a transcript of the gene CUNH22orf31, whose product is annotated as chromosome unknown C22orf31 homolog. Lineage: Eukaryota; Metazoa; Chordata; Mammalia; Eulipotyphla; Talpidae. The transcript is spliced from 3 exons. The coding region runs from base 183 to 1067 and encodes 294 amino acids. The record is from RefSeq and is a predicted model, not a curated record.